Messenger RNA from Cygnus atratus (black swan), 4368 nucleotides. RefSeq names its product tumor protein p53 inducible protein 11 (gene TP53I11). Lineage: Eukaryota; Metazoa; Chordata; Aves; Anseriformes; Anatidae. The record is from RefSeq and is a predicted model, not a curated record. The coding region runs from base 555 to 1124 and encodes 189 amino acids. The transcript is spliced from 8 exons.
GGGCUCAGUGUGCGGGGCUGCGCGGCGCCGGCCGCUGCGCUUCGCCUGGGUGCCCCGCAGCGCUCCGCCCAUGGGGCAGCCGCGCAGGGCCCCCCCGCCGGGCCGCUCCCUUGUGUCCUGCUGAACUCGAGUGCUCGGGAUGUUCAGCUGAUGAUGCCCAAGUUGUCUGAGUUACCUGCAGAGGAGUAAAUGCACCAGGCGUGCCUGGCCGAGCGUGCUGGAUGUGUCAGACGGCCCGGCAAGCUGCUGCUGGCUGCAGGACAGCAUUUCUUGUCCGAGGUCACGGUGACGGCUGGUGCGUUGCUCUCGGACCAGGACAGCUUCCCCACAGCUCGCGAUGGGCCGCCUGCGGCCGGCCCUCAGCACCCUGCCCUAGAGCGGGCCGAUUCUCCCGCGCCAGGGCUAUGAGGAGCUGUCUGCCGGCGUAGCAGCAAGAUUUCCGUGCUUUUAAAAAACUUUCGAUGUUCUGUACCCUGCGAGGUUUCAUGUGAAGCGCUUCCUGCGGCCUCUCCCCUCAGCUGUCCCGCCGGCGGGGCAGAGGCCUGCGCGCUGCCAUGGCGGCCAAGCAGCCGCCGCCGCUGAUGAAGAAGCACAGCCAGACCGACCUGGUGAGCAGGCUGAAGACGCGCAAGAUCCUGGGGGUCGGCGGCGAGGACGACGAUGGUGAGGUCCAUCGCUCCAAGAUUAGCCAAGUCCUGGGAAAUGAAAUCAAGUUUGCUGUCCGGGAACCCUUGGGGCUCAGGGUCUGGCAGCUGGUCUCCGCCGUCAUGUUUUCUGGGGUGGCCAUUAUGGCCCUCGCUUUCCCUGACCAGCUCUACGACACCGUCUUCAACGAGGAAUCGGCGAGCAGCAAGACUCCCAUCCGGCUCUAUGGAGGAGCCCUCCUCAGCAUCUCGCUCAUCAUGUGGAACGCCCUGUACACGGCUGAAAAAGUCAUCAUCCGCUGGACCCUGCUGACGGAGGCGUGCUACUUCGCUGUGCAGUUCCUGGUUACCACGGUUUCCCUGGUUGAGAGUAGCCGGAUAGCCACGGGUGCUGUGCUCCUCCUGGUCAGCCGAGUCCUCUUCGUCCUCAUCAGCAUUUAUUACUAUUACCAAGUUGGACGCCGUCCCAAGAAAGUCUAAUUCCUGGGCUUUUUGGCAUGGGAAGGGGGGGGGGGGUGUCGGUAAUUUUGCAUUUAUAAUUAUAACUUUUUUCUGUUAGUCCCUUUUUGUUCUUAAAUGGUUUCCUUUUCCACUUACCGGCAUGAAUCAGUGUGUAACCCGAUGCUGGUGGCAGAGCCAGGUGAAAAUUUGGGGAGAGCAGCGUCGUGCGGGUCCCCCCCCUACCAGCCCCUCUGCGGGAGGCAAGCGAGGAGCGCGAGGAAGGCUCAGGGAGGUGUACAGGCCUGGCAGCCUCAGGGAAAAGAGCCGGUUUCCCAGGGGAACUGGCUGAUGGGAUCACAGGCUCUGAAACCAUUGGAAAAAAAGCACAAAACAAGAAACAAUCCCUGAGGAGACAGGGAGUUAAGGCAACCAGUGAAGGACUUGGCUACUCCCCCGGUAAGUGUUGCACCUGCCUGUUGGAGGGUGUCCUAGUGUGUACAGCCUGCGUCCCCUUUAGCACGCACUUGCUGUUCACCUGGCCGGGAGCUGGCUGUAGCUCAGUGCUCUCUGAAUUUGCAAACAGCUGUGUUUUCCUUGCUGCCAGAGGUGCCACGCCGGCUUUAUUUUUUCAGUGGGUGCUGUGCAAAUCUCGGCAGGAGAGACAGCGAAAACUCCUGGUUUGUUCCCUUUGAAGGGACAGCACUGGGAACAGUGGUGCAGCUUGAACUACAGUAUGUGAGAGGUCAAGGAGGCUAUUGGGAAAAGCCUGCUGAGCACAAAGACAUCCCUUUGCUUGGGACGUUCUGUGACGUUUCUAAGCUGGGCUCCUGUCCCCUUCACCCCAGAACAUUUCCUAUAACCGCAGCCCUACUGAUGGUCACGGCAGGGGUAGGUGUGAGGCAGAGGGCCUGACACUAGUGGAAUAGGGGGGUGGAGACUGCUGUGGUUUGCAGUAGUGAGAGCAGAGUGAGCAUCAGUGCGGCUGCUCGGGUUAGGCUGCAGCCUCCAGCGAGAGGAGUCCUGCUGCAAGAGACCGUGUUCCAGCUCUGCUACAAUGUGGGCAUCGUGGCAUCUCUGGGUUUGGGACUAAAGGACCAAAGUUCAUAGCAUGACAAGGCUUAGGACACUACUUAACUGGGAUGAAGAACAGCAAGGCGUGAGGGGACAUACGAAGGCUUUGUCCUCUAGCUCAAUCAAGGCAGGAUGUGCGUGCUGUACUAGUCAGUGGCCAGUUUCUCCAACACCUACGGGGCUUAGCAGCAAUGGCUGCCUAUUUUCCUAGUGCUGUCCAUGCGGAUUAUCCCUGUCCACAGCUGGAGGCUGCAUUUUUCUCUAUGGGCCUAAAGGCAGAAGGGCUGUGUACAGGAUAUGGACGUCUUAUUCAAGUGCUACUGUUGGUGGGAUCAAAGCAUGCCCUGGAGUAGAGCUGAUGUCCCAAAAUCCUGGUAGAAAGCUGCCUCCACAAACAGAAGUGCUUGUGUGACCAACAGACCUCAAACCACUGGUGAGACUGGGAUCCAUGGCUGUUUGCUGUUUAAUACCUUAGUAUAGUUAGAAGAAGCUAGUGGGUAGUUACUGUAUGGUGUGUUAGUGUUUUUGGCGUUUAGAAGCAGCUGCAUCAACUUGGGACACUGUGUGCAGUGCACCUACUGCCCAUGCAAAAUGUGUGUCAGGUCAGAAGUAGUGGGACCAGGAGACUGGUUCAGUCUGCAACUGUAAGUAUUUCUCCAAUGAAAUAAAUCCACCGCAGAGGCAACAUCCAACAGCAGACUAAAUGCUGGAGCUUCCCAACGUAUUCCUGCCAAGCUGCUUUCAACAUGUCCAAGAUACAAUAGCGAGCAACUGAAAUUUAUAUUUAAGCGGAGCCUUCCUGUUUAGGUGGAGGAGGUGGGCUCUGGGAGGGAAACCUCUUCCCUGUGAGGCAGGAAAUGAUGUGCAGCCCACAGAAUAUCACAAAUGAGACCAAAGGGUGCUGCGUGUGGGAGCUGGAACGUGGCAGGCUGUGGCUGUUGCUCUCACCCUGCACACCGUCUGCAUGGGCGGCGCAUGGCUUCAGUGCAGCCCUGCAGCUCUAAGUGUUGGUAUAGGUAAGUGAAGCUUGAUUCUUUGUGUUUUGGGGGGUCACAUGAAUGUAUACACAGACUGAUCGGAGGGUUGGGGGUGGGAAAGCCGAGUAAAACUGACCAAACCAAAAGCAAUCUUAACAGGAGAUGGAGGGCCACCUUAACGCUGUCCUCUCCCACCCAUGUUGGCUGCAGGACCUAGGGUCUUAGUUAAGCCAUGACUUUGGGUCUGUGGAGAGGACUGCCUGAAUAGGGUACCUUAAAAUGCCAUCCAGCAGGUGAAAGAAAUGAGUCAGCACACAGUUCUCUUAAGACUUCUUGAUGGUUAAAUCAGGUGGGGGUGGGCAAUGAAAGCUUUCCCAUGAAGCUUUAAAUCAAGUGAGGUCAGAUUCCUCUUCGGUUCCCUGCUUAGCAGCUGUCUGCAGAACUUAAAGCAGCAAGCCACUUCUCGUUUUGCCAUUUGAUGUCUGUCUGCAGCACUGUCAGAAACCAACUGUGGUUGUUUGUCUUCACUCUGAUGUGAGCUGGGGAGAGGAGGGAGGAGGAUGCUGAACCUUUUGUACUGAAAUGUGUCCCUGAGGGGAUGUGUCCAAUUUCGGGACUGUGGCUGCAGGUGGCAGUUGAGCACAUAAUUUGGGAUCAAAAGCCUGAGGCAGCGCUUCAGGCCCUUCUGCUGAGCGAACUCCAUCUCCACAGGCCUCAGUUUCCUCACCUGUUCACGUGUGCAGAAGGCUUUGGACUGCUGUCAUCUCCCACGGGAGACAGUUUGCACUGCAUUACCUGCUUGCCGUUGUGUCACGCUGUGCACGGCUGCAGGUCGUGCUCUCCAAAGGGCCGUGCUCUGAGCAGGCACAGGCAGGACUGAGGCUGACCCUGCUCCUGCCGGAGAGCGACCCUAGCCUGGCAUUCCUGGAGCCCUCGCUUCUGAGGGUGAAGAAAGCUCGCAUUCACAUAACUCUCUGCAUCGCCUUAUUUACGCCUAACCAACAUCUGGCAAACUGGACCUGGUGAGAAAAGAGAGGCUGUCUGUCUGUCUGUCCUAAGCCGGCCAAUUCUUUCUGGUCAACAGUUUUUACUUGGGGGGAAGGGGAGAAGGGGACACGUCAGUUUAUACCUCAUUUUGGCUGCUGUACCUGAAUUUAUUCUUUCUCCUUUAGUAAGAAAGUGACUGUACUCAACACCAAACAAAUAGUGAAAAUUAAAGCCGUUUCACUUCACUG